Messenger RNA from Onychostoma macrolepis, 2412 nucleotides. It is a transcript of the gene hoxb1a, whose product is annotated as homeobox B1a. The transcript has 2 exons. Lineage: Eukaryota; Metazoa; Chordata; Actinopteri; Cypriniformes; Cyprinidae. Gene Ontology annotation, molecular function: DNA-binding transcription factor activity, RNA polymerase II-specific; RNA polymerase II cis-regulatory region sequence-specific DNA binding. Gene Ontology annotation, biological process: regulation of transcription by RNA polymerase II. Gene Ontology annotation, cellular component: nucleus. The coding region runs from base 80 to 1036 and encodes 318 amino acids. The record is from RefSeq and is a predicted model, not a curated record.
CGCAUGACAUACUGUUGCGAGCUUGCAGGACAGGAGGCUCUCCCGAUCUCUCAGGUUGACCCUCCGCCAUUAAUUGCGCAUGGACAAUUCCAGAAUGAACUCUUUUUUGGAGUACACAAUUUGUAACCGUGGGACGAACGCCUACUCGCCCAAGGCUGGAUACCCCCACUUGGAUCAGGCGUUCUCGGGCCCCUUCCAUGCCGGACACGCAAGUGACAGCUAUAACGCUGAUGGACGACUUUACGUAGGGGGGAGCAACCAGCCAGCAGCAGCAGCAGCAGCACAACAUCAGCACCAGAGCGGCGUCUACGCGCAUCACCAGCACCAAACUCAUCAGAGCGGCAUUGGCCUUUCCUACGGUGGCACAGGGCCUACGAGUUAUGGGACCCAGGCCUGUGCCAAUCCGGACUACGCUCAACACCAGUAUUUCAUUAACCCUGAACAGGAUGGUAUGUAUUAUCACUCAUCGGGGUUUUCAAACUCAAACGUGGGUCCUCACUAUGGCUCCAUGGCCGGUGCUUACUGCGGGGCGCAGGGAGCCGUUCCAGCCGCACCUUACCAGCAUCAUGGAUGCGAAGGCCAGGAUCACCAGCGAGGCUACUCACAAGGCACCUACGCCGACUUAUCGGCCUCCCAAGGAAGGGAAAGGGACACGGAUCAGUCGCCACCUGGGAAGACAUUCGAUUGGAUGAAAGUCAAAAGGAACCCUCCUAAAACAGCUAAAGUGGCCGAUUACGGACUGGGACCACAAAACACAAUCCGGACGAACUUCACAACGAAACAACUCACGGAGCUCGAGAAAGAGUUUCACUUCAGCAAGUAUCUCACGCGAGCGCGGCGAGUCGAAAUAGCUGCCACGCUCGAGCUGAACGAGACACAGGUGAAGAUAUGGUUUCAGAACCGCCGAAUGAAACAGAAGAAGCGAGAGAAGGAGGGACUCGCGCCUGCUUCGUCCACCUUGUCUAAAGACCUCGAGGAUCACUCUGAUCACUCAACUUCAACAUCUCCAGGAGCUUCUCCAAGUCCGGAUUCCUAACCGAGGACAAUGACUUCGGGUGCAUUGAACAACAGAUUCGAAAUAUAUCGUAAAGUUUAUUAAUUUAAGCAUUCCACAAUGUGCCCGAAAGUCCUUUUCGUCUUUUUUUAUGAUGGACAAUUCAUUUUAGGAAACCGAACGUCAGGCGAAAAAGUGAAGAGCAGAGAGACUUUUAGCACAACAAUGAACAUAGUUACACCGUCUCCUCGAGCAAAAUUACUAAUAGGCUACUUUUUGGAAACGUUUGUGUGUGUUAUACAGGGUAUUUCUAUUAUGAUAAAUAUAAUGCACUUUCACAAUGUUUACAAGACUCUAAACGAACCUAACUGACUUUACAGGGAGCUUAUUGUUUUGUCAAAAUAUGUAUGUGUGUUUUUGUUGCGUUUAUGAAAAUGUACACAUUUCAUAUAUUUGAGUUUUGAGGAUUGUAGCUAUAGGGGUUUUCGGACUCCUUGCACUAAGCGUUUACAGGGUAGGCCUUUACUGAGCACCAGCACAAUUUUGUUGGAAUAUGUGAACGAUUCCUUCACAGUGUGCACUGUGAUAUUCCAUUCCAUUUGUCAAUUUACAGCGAUUAAAUUCGAAUCUUGGGAAAGUUCUAUUCCGUUUGUAGAAAAAAAAGGACAAUGCAGGGUGUUUAAAAUGUACUUUUUUAAUUAAAACAUUUAAUCAAUUUGAUCUUUUAGCCUAGUGUUUUUUAAGCGCAGACGAGCUGAGUUUUAUUAGCUACUGUCUUUAUGAUUCCGUAAUCUAAAUGUCUCAAUCAAAUGCUUCUGUCAAUUCUUUAUCUACCUCAAAUAAAAACAAUAUUUUACUGAACCAGUCUCUGCAACCAGAUUACAUAUGUAUGUAUUACGUGUGUACGUAAUAUAGGAAAAAUACAAUAAAAAUAAGGGAAAAAAAUGUUAGUAUGGAAUGAAUUAUGACAAAGGUUUAAUAGCUCUUCUCUUCACUUGGAGGGUGAGAAAGCGACCACCAGUCAAUAGUGUUGUAGGAUGCUCGGAGAACGGAACGGAAUGUUGUUGAGCAAUCAGGGUGGUUAAAGAUGACCUUUUUACCUCGGUGUGCUCUGGGAUAUCUAAACAUCCAAACAGACUCUCUCACUGAGUGGUUUAGGGGUGGCACAAAUAGCACUGAGCCUGAGCAAAUUAAAAGAAAGACAAGCUUUCAAGAAACGGAACAGAAUUGUGGGCGGUGCAUUUGAGUUAUUGAGUGUUGUUAUGAAUGGGAUUCUUAUUUACUUGCUAAACACAUUAAACACUUUCAAAACCAUAAAUCUUUAGAAUAGUCCGCUGCAUGCGUUGCAUUAUCAUUCUCGAGUGCUCAACAACAAAUAAAGCAUUCUUAAAUGUGAAAAGUAUCUAUUUUUCAUUAGC